CGUGAUUUUUGUGGGCAGGGCAGCGGAUUGCACGCAUUACUUGCGUGUUGGCUGGAGAGCCGUCGCAUUGCACGCAUUACUUGAGUGGAGUUGGAGUUGGUUCGUGGGACGCACCCACCGGGCAGCCGCGGCCCACGCCCACUCCACUCCUCCCAUGGGGCUGCCACCAUGCCGCGCGCUGCUCUACCUCACGACCGCGGCGACGGCGCAGAACCUGAUCCACUACGCGGCGCCGGGCGGGAGCACCGGAAUCACGAGGGAGAGCGGCCGCGCGCGCGUCAACAUCGCCGUGUCGCCGCACCACGUCAGGCCCACCUUCCGCAAGCCCUUCUACCAGAAGCCGAAGACGGACCCGGCCUCGCUCAAGAAGGCUUGUAAAGCGUCCAUCAAGGAGGCCUGGCGGCCCAAGACCCAGAAGGUCGGAUAUACCUACCACAAGAACGCCUGCUCUCGCGACGCGCGCGCGUCGCAACGGCGCACGUGGCAGCCCGCGAGAUGUCCCCACGUCACGCCAUCAACGGCUAAAAAGUGCCUCGCGAAGAAGAAUAUUACCAGAAUCGUUUUGAUCGGCGACUCGCUGACGAUGCAGCUCUGGGGCUCGCUGCUGUGCCGCGAGGAGACGAAGUGGGGCUUCGGUGCGAAAGUUGAUGGCCAGAUACAACAUGAAAAUGUGAACUACGACCAGCGGAGCCAGCGGGGGUUUUCGGUUGCCGAUGCCACGGUGGGAGACGGUCUGACGUGGACCUAUUUACGAGUAAGGGGCAUGCAAAGAGCCGGGGCGUUGACGCGAGCUUUAGAAGUGGCGUUCGACCGGGGGAUGUUGGAUCAGAGGGCACUGUACGUCGUGAACGCGGGUUUGUGGCACCUGCUCUGCACCACCAAUAUAAAUGAGUGCCUGGAGACGUACGAGAACGACGUAGACAAGUUCCUGAAGGUGCUCACCGCGCGCGCCGACGGCCCGGUCGUCUGGCGCUACACGACGGCCGUGCAUCCGGCCCUGUUCCCGCGGCGCAUGAGUCCCGUGGAUCAGCGGAAGUUCCGGAGUUUCACGGACGAGAACGUGCGCAGCUGUGUAGAAAUCAACCAGUGAGUUAUGUUAUCGCCAUCGAGCCGACGCGAUCGCGGCGACAACGUCGCGUCGAUGGCCUGAACUCCACGCCAUCGAGCAGACGCAGUUACGGAGACGACAUCGCGUCGAUGGCGUGGGGCGCCCGAAAUUUGAUUUUCACACAGGUGCGGCGCCUCAACAAGGUCGCAGACACCGUCAUCAGGCGCGACUUCCGCGACAAAGUAACCGUCCGUCGCGACGCGUACAACUUCACGGUGAAUCUCGAGGACGAGGCCUAUCUUAGAGGAGACGCGCGGCACCCUGCGUCGGGAGCGCUCAAGUCCCUCGUCUCGUUGCUAUUCGUCGAGGACGCGUGCGACUACGGGCGCCUCGCGCGCGGCCUCGUGGGUCGAUGGUGGCAGGACUGGUAGUUAGUGCGCUUGUGUAAAUGUAUUAUAUUC
Molecule: messenger RNA, 1509 nt
Organism: Pelagomonas calceolata
Lineage: Eukaryota; Pelagophyceae; Pelagomonadales; Pelagomonadaceae
Source: the annotation of a GenBank genome assembly